UCGACGGGCGUCUCGCGAGUGCGGAGGGCUCAUUCGGCCGCGCGCCGCCUUGGCGUUCGUAUCGCGCGCUCGCGUCACGAUGGAUUGUGUUCUGUGUGACAUGUGCUUCUGAUUUGGUGUAUUAUUUUUUUUGUGACGGACCCGUUGUGUGUAAAAGCAUGAUGCCUCUCGCACCGACCCCUGUGGUGGCGGUGCCAUCGAAGCCGAAGAUAGGAUUUAGUAUAGACAGUAUAGUGGGUGGUUCGGAGCGGCCGAAGCAGGCAUCGCCGCCGCUGGCGAGUCCUGGGUCUCCGUCGCCGGUCGCGUCUCCGAGGAGUCCAUCACCCAGACCUUUGUUGAGGCCGAGUGCACUGCCCGCGGUGUUUCCUUCUCCGGAGUUGAAGAGGUUGCCGUACUUGGACGCUCAGAGUCAUCACCACCAGUUUCUGGCGCACUUCCAAGGGGCUGCGCUGGCCGCGGCGCUGGCUCAUCAGCAGCAGGGCUUCGGAGGACCUCUGCCGCCGCAUCCGCCCCCUCACCCCGCGCCGCCGGUGCCCCGGGAGUCCUACACGCUGUACCCCUGGCUCAUCAACAGGCACGGCAGGAUAUUCCCACACAGGUUUCCUGGAGGACCCGACAUCCCCGGCUUCCUACUCCAGCCGUUCCGCAAACCCAAGCGGAUCAGAACAGCGUUCUCGCCAUCACAGCUCUUGAAACUAGAACACGCCUUCGAGAAGAACCAUUACGUGGUUGGCGCGGAGAGAAAACAGCUCGCUCAAGCGUUGAGCCUCACAGAGACACAGGUAAAAGUUUGGUUCCAAAAUAGAAGAACGAAACAUAAACGAAUGCAGCAAGAAGAGGAAGCGAAGACCGGAGGCAAGUCAGGCUCCUCAAACAUGAAGCCAGAUGACGGCAGUCAGCUCAACAACUCCUACGAAGAUGAUGACGAAGAACUAAUUGAUAUGGACAUGGACGAACUCAGUGAAAGUGAAAAUGAAACGUAAGACAGUGGAAUAAGUGAUAAAAUCGUGUAAAUAUUAAUGUAAUCUAGAUGUUUAGAGUAUAGUUUUAUUUAUUUAUGAGUUUUAAGAGAUGUUAGCUGGCGGUGGUAGCCUUGUUUCGACUGACAAUGACUUUGGUUUGAAAAGCGAAUGUUAGAGCCGUUACAUUUGAAUUAGUGCAGGGAAUGCUAUGAUUGAUUAAACAUUUCGUCGUGAUUACAAUACGCAAUAAGUAAGAAACCAACGCUUAGAAUUUGUCAUUAAUUAUCUUAAUUUAGACAAUUAAUUUAGGCAUUACCAUGACGCAAUCAAAUUUGCAAAUUUUAAUUAAAAUUUAUUUGAUUACUAAACCCCGUAUAUCAACAGGCAACGUGAUCAAUCUUCAAAAAGUGGGCGUUAGGUGGUGUUUGCAAUAAUUUAUAUCAAUUCCAAAGCCAUUAAAGCGGCCAUAUCAUUAAAUCAACUUUAUAAAACGGUUUCAAAAUGGCUCCCCGGGUCUUGUUAGCGUUACGGCUUAUUAGAUAACAAAAUUGGCCGUAUUAUAAUAGUUUUCGGGCUUAAAUUAAUUAAAAAUGGCUCUUUUUUGAUGUUCAUCCAGUGAUGUGGGUAUAAUUAGACAUUUUAGAUUUGAAAUGUUGAUAGGCAGGGUCCGUGGUUUCUCAACGAGCGCUGUCAACGUUAGACGGAGAUAACAAUACGGGCGUUACUGCAGAUAGAGGGAGAUAGGUGUAAGAUAGAGAUGAAGGCGAUUAUGGGUGCGUUCAGGUCCCUAUUAUUAAGAGAUGCGUUCGGAAACUAUCGCGUUCUCGAAUCGCGUUUCGUAAUUGCUCGCGACGUAACAAAAUUGUUUUGAAGUCGUCAACGAUUGUUCUCCGAAGACUAUUUGUCUACGCGUUAGGAAUUUAAAGAUAGAGAUCUUUUUCUUGUUGAUGAUUCCUUUGACGCGUUGCUUAACUGUUUAGUUUGACUAACGACGUGUCUGGACUAUUGUUUUAAUGUGUCACAUUCUUUUUAUAUUUGUGAGCUCGUAUUUUUAUGGCCAUUAUCAAUUUAGAAGACCAGUUUUUAGUAUGGAGGUUGUUUUGAUUUCUCCGUGAGUCCGAAAUAAAAAUGAAUUCACACUAAUGGCGAGCGUUCGGCCAUUUUAUGGCAAAUUAUAGUUGAAUGCUAAAAUUUUAACGGUCAAUUAAUCGAUUAGCAACUAAGAUUUUGCUUAAUUAAACUCGGAUAGGUACUGAAAAAGUUGGUCUAACUACGGUUUGUCCGUUGAAAAUUGUUUUGAUUUUUUUCUGUCUAAAGUUUUAUGUACUUUCUUGAUUGAAAAGGCGUUAUUCUCAUUGCUUUGUUUACUAUGUUCUUUCACUAGGCUGUAGCCUUUAAACCCGGGUUUAAGCGAGCGAUUAUAAGGCUAAUUUGUAUUUUCCUUUCCGUCUUUUGUUCAUAUGAUUUACGAUUACCAGUAUCGAGUUCUCGCCGAAUCGAUUUACCGAGUGAAUCGGUUUUAAAAACAAACUAUUUUGUUUUUGUUCGGUACCCGUGUGGUUAUGCCAUGUUGUUACAAAAUGUAGUUUUGAAAACAUGUAGCGGCAAUAUAUUUUUAAUUGCAUGACGUCGUGGGAAAAUAUAUUUGUGAACUGUGAAGUUAAUAAUACAAGAUUUGACUGUUUAUAUUGACAGUAAAGAAAGAUGUUAAAACGCUAAAUAUUAUUUUUAAAUUCUCAAUCAGAGUUUCAAAUAUUUACAAUAAAAAGAUUGUCGAAAUUCUCGCGCCUAAUAAAAAUCGAGAAUCGGAAUGCGCUAACUACCACACUAUCCGAAUCAAACGCGAUCGAAGAAAAAAAGGAAAAAAAAAAACGCAGGCAAAGAACCAAAGCGUUUGGCUCCACGCCAUUCGUAAUUUGAAAUCUAGAUUCCAUUUUCAGCUCAAUUAACUCUUAGUCGAUUUUAAUUAUCGUUUUUAUUCAUUAAGUGUUUGCGAUUAGCGGCCAUGUCGAUAUUUUACGAUGUAUUCUUUCGUAAAAGUUCGUUUUUAAUUACAUUCGCAUUGAUUGCUUUUAAUUCGCUGAUUAUGUGACAUUAUAACGUUUAUUGGAGUCAUUGGAUGUUGAGAUAAGGCUGUUCGAUUUUUGAAUUGACUUUGACAUCUGAUUUUGAGUGAUGCUCAUUGUUUUACGAAGAAUGAAAUUGAUCUAGAUGUUGUAAAAUUGGACUGAUUUCAACAAAAAAUUAACUAAAUGUCAAAAUAAAUGCUUGUCUAAACUUAUUUACAUACUUAUUUUGAUUUGAAAAUUUUAAAAGUUUAUUAUUUAUGUUAUUUCAAGAAAUAUUUGACUGUUUUGUUGAAUUCAGUCCUUAUAACCUAUAGCUCAAAAUUGAAUAGCAAUAUACAUGAAAAUAAAACAUAUUACAUACUAUAAAGUUAACGAUUCGCUCAAAUAUAGUAGUUUUAUUAAGCCAGUUCCUUUAGAGUAAUAUGUUAUGUGAAUAAAAAUGUCUAACGAUUUAAUGCAGUAUUAUAAUGAUUGUACCUUCUUGGUGAAGUGGAACCUGACUUGUGACGUCACUUGGCACGUUAAAAUGUGACGCAGACAGCUGAUAAGAAUUUCUAAAGAAAACUCUUCGAUUUAUUCAAAAAACUGAAUGUUUCUUUGUAAGUAUCACAGUUAUAAUGAUAAUGAUGGAGUUCUGUAUUUUCAUGAAACAAUGCUCAUUUGCUUUUUUUAAGCGUAUAGUCGAGAACAUUAGUGACUUCUCAAUAGAUGGAAAAAAAUGAAACUGGCCAUCAAUAUCUUUAUUCGCAAAGCUGUUGUAUUUUUCAUGUAAAGAAAUUACAGAAAAUUAAUACCUAUUAUAUUACACGAUCCUAUUAUCCAAAGGUAACAACAUUUGUCGGCAUUCAGUCAACAAAAACCUUGUUUUACAGUAAUUCAGAAAUAUUUUAACGUUCAACAGUAGCUCGUGCCUGCCCCCGGCUUUGCCCGUUUACAACAAUACAUUUUUUAACCACAAAGACCGAUGAACGAGGUCAGUCAUUCACUCACUCUCACGGAAUCAUUCAAAAGGUUCGUUGACAGAUGGUGCAACGAGAAAAUUGAUCGAAAUAUUUUAUGUAUUGUAAGAAAAAUUUAAAAAGGAUACAGAAAAUUGUAAAUAAUAACUAUUUAUUUCUUACUUUGUACUUAAUAAGGAACUUAUGUGUAGAGUUGAGCGCAUAUGGGCAGGAAUAAGUAAACUAUUGUUGAACAAUUCGCGGUUUCCAUUUUGAAAUGGUAUCAAUGAUUCUUGUUCAGUUUAUACCUAACUAUAGGUGUGUUUCUCCAAUGACCACCUUGUUACAAUAUCUAUAUAUUUUUUCAUUAUUAAUGCUUACCUUUGCUAACAAAAAAAUAAUUUCAGCCAUUAUUUAUAAAAUUCUUACUGUUACCUACUUAUGGGUAUUUACAAGGCGUUUAUAAAUAAGUUUAUUGUAUAAACGCCCCCAUUUGCACUCAACUCAAAAAUCAUAAAUCUAUAAUAAAAAAAAAUGUUCCUUUCCUUGGAUAAUGCCACUGAAACAGUCUUGUAAAUAUUUAAUUAACUUUAACUAUAUCUUAGGCUAGUUGUACAUUAUCUCUAUUUAAAUAAAAACAUAGUAAAACUGUACAUAUGUGUGUCUAGAUGUAACGGAAUACAGUUUAAGUGUAUUUGUGUGUAUAUCGAGUAACUCUUCCCGACUGUACUCAGCAAUGUUUCUUUUAACUCAGUACGAAGAUGUAGCAAUUUAAAUCAACGAGUGAUAUAUAAAAUAUAUGUUUUUACUCAUUUA
Molecule: messenger RNA, 4785 nt
Organism: Helicoverpa armigera (cotton bollworm)
Lineage: Eukaryota; Metazoa; Arthropoda; Insecta; Lepidoptera; Noctuidae
Product: homeotic protein empty spiracles
Exons: 3
Coding region: 159-983 (274 amino acids)
Biological process (GO): regulation of transcription by RNA polymerase II; central nervous system development; neuron differentiation
Cellular component (GO): nucleus
Molecular function (GO): RNA polymerase II cis-regulatory region sequence-specific DNA binding; DNA-binding transcription factor activity, RNA polymerase II-specific
Source: RefSeq, a predicted model, not a curated record